AGAGGCAGCUUUAUGAUAUAAGCUUUGUAGAAGUUUCGCUUCAUUGAACGUCGACACUGUGACGUUUUUGAAACUCAACCAUGCGGCACUGGCUAGCUUUUCUUGCGUUAUUCAUCGCUACGCCUUUACAAGAAUUAGAAGCUCAACCAUUUGCACAUAACAUAGGUGGACAGCCAAGGAAGAAAGCGAACAACAUUCGUAAUAAAAAUGUUAAUAUCAUUGUCAAUAUGGAUCCAAAACAAAUUGCGAGUGAAUUAUGGAAUGUUAUCAAAGAACAUUUGGGUACAGCUAGUGCAAAGGAUGCAGCCGUCACCAUGCGAGAAAUAGAAAGCGUUAUUACUCCAGUGGUAAAUCCUAGUCGUCGAGGAGGUGUCAUUCCUGUGACUCAAAUUGCUGACGAUCUUGAAACUAUCACUCGUCGACUUAUUAUCAACGAAAAUCCAAGCAUAGAUCCAAUGAAGUUAGAAACAAUUACGAAGGAAGUUUCAUCAGAUCUUAUGGCCUCAUUGCAAAGCUUCUGGUAUGGAGUGAAUAUAGAUGAUAAAGAAAGUAAACGAAAGAAGUCUAUCGAUUCUCAAAAUAAUAAUGUUGUAACAAGUCAUCAAAAACAUGUCGAGCAGUAGUGCAUCAAAAUUGAUCUUACCCAUAGUUCUAUUUCUUUUAAUACAAUGUCACAAUUCGGAAGCAGGAAAAAUGGCCAAUUUAAUGCAAUCUAUUUUAGAUACAUUAAAAAGUAUCGAGAGUCUAUUAAAAGAUGAAAAUGCAGUUGUUGAUAAUAAAUCGGCAAUUACUUAUGAAACUGUAAAUGGUGGAAAAAUUAAUGCAGAAUUAAUUAAGUUAAAUGAAAACUUUAAUUCGAAUACUAAUAAUACUAUUGAUGAGGUAACUGAAAAACAAAUGGAAGAAGAACCAACAGAAAAUACAUUUUCAUCAUUUAAAGAAAAGCAAAUUCACAAAAAACUUGGGAGAAGAAAUUCAAAUGCUAAUCAAAAUAUAAAUCAAAAUAUCAAUCAAAAUCAAAAUACCCAUUGGCCAAAACUUCGUUCAAUUAUGGAAAUGAAUGAUCCAAAAAAAAAAAUCAAAUUGAUCGCUAAAAAUAGUAACAAUGAAAGCGAUCACAAAAAUGAAGAUAUAGUGAAACGCCUUUUUGAACCAUCAAGCGAGGAAUUUGAAUGAUGAGUAUUGAAAGAGAAAUGAAGUGUAAAGCCUAUGAUGUUUGUAGAUAAAA
This is a messenger RNA of Ceratosolen solmsi marchali, 1228 nucleotides long. RefSeq lists its product as uncharacterized. The record is from RefSeq and is a predicted model, not a curated record. NCBI's taxonomy places the organism in Eukaryota, Metazoa, Arthropoda, Insecta, Hymenoptera, Agaonidae. The transcript is spliced from 6 exons. Bases 81 to 623 code for a protein of 180 amino acids.